This is a messenger RNA of Oryza sativa Japonica Group (Japanese rice), 2727 nucleotides long. Its product is annotated as ubiquitin carboxyl-terminal hydrolase 21. NCBI's taxonomy places the organism in Eukaryota, Viridiplantae, Streptophyta, Magnoliopsida, Poales, Poaceae. Gene Ontology annotation, molecular function: cysteine-type deubiquitinase activity. Gene Ontology annotation, biological process: protein deubiquitination. Gene Ontology annotation, cellular component: nucleus; cytosol. The record is from RefSeq and is a predicted model, not a curated record.
GUCCUCCCUCCCACCCGCCGCGUCGUCAGUUUUAACGCGCACCCCGCCCCGCCUCCGUUUCAAACCCAAAAUAUUUCCGCCCCCUCCUCACCUCCCAAAUCUUCCUUUCCCUCCUUCCUCCUCCUCCUUCCCACCCAACGAUUUGCCCUACUUUUUUUGCUUUCCCCCGCCGCUGCUGCGAUUAGUCUCCGAUCUCAACCAAUCGACCAACCAAAGCCUUCCCCUCUCCAUCGAUUCAGCAGCCGCGCGCGAGCACGCACCAAACCGCCACCUACCGCCCCUCCCCGCGAGCGAAAACCCUAGCGCGCCCUCGCCCUCGCAUGGCGGACCAGAACGGCGCCGCGGCCGUGAGCGAAGCGGAGGCCGCCCCUGUUCAGGUUGAAACUGGUGCUGAAAGUGGGGAUGCUGAAAGUGAGCAGUACCAACCAUUUUUCUCCAUGUGCCAGCCGAUUCGCUCUGUUAGCUAUUCAAAUUCCUGGGAUAUGGUUUGUGCCCCCACAAUUAAGAGUAACGAACACAAUAGCAACUUGGAUUCGAUGGAUGAUAAAUACAUGCUGAGUGCACCUUGGCCUGAAAAUGAGCAGCCCCAGUCUGAGAAUGACAUGGAUUUGUUAGAUGGGGAUACAAAUAUGCAGUCUGAACCCCUCAGCACAGAGCAGCCUAGCUCCAAUGAUGAAAUAGAUAUCUGGGAUGGGAAAACUAAGCAAGACUCAUCAUCCCUUCUUGACAGCAAGCUGUGCAACUCCGGCAGCGGCGCUGAACCUUGCAACAUGGAGGGCCAACAAUUUUCUUUGUCCUUUUCCCGCAACACUCAAUCUCAAUUGGUGGGAUCUGGUCUUGGCAAUAUGGGGAACACAUGCUUCCUAAACUCAAUUCUUCAGUGUGUCACCCAUACAGUCCCACUUUUUCUCAGGCUUCGUUCCACUGAUCACUGUGCUCCAUGCUCAUAUGAUAAAGAUGGUUUCUGUUCAUUCUGUGCUCUUAAAGAACAUAUUGAUGAAUCAAUCCGAAGGUCUGGAUCUGUUAUAAGGCCAGUGAGGUUCAGAGAUAAUUUAAGGAAAUUAUCAUCAGAUUUUAGACCAGGACAACAGGAGGAUGCACAUGAGUUCCUACGUUGUUUGCUGGACAACCUGGAUAAGUGCACCACUGAUCCCAAGCCAAAGGAUAAGCCCUCAUCUUUUGAUGAAGAAAGUAUUGUUAAGCAGGUUUUUGGAGGCCGACUAAAAAGCAAGUUGACUUGCUGUGAGUGUGGACACUGCUCGGAGACAUAUGAGCCCUUCUUGGAUCUUAGCCUGGAGAUUGAUCAGGCUGAUAACCUUAUUGAUGCCUUGGAAUCUUUUACCAAGUUGGAGCGAAUUGGGGAUGCUGAGGACAAGCUGAACUGUGAACAUUGUAAUGCAAAAGUUUGUAAGAACAAGCAACUUAUGCUUGAUAGAUCACCAGAUGUCGUUGCCAUUCAUUUAAAGCGUUUCACCAGCCUUGAUAGAUCUGUUGAAAAGAUUGACAAACAUGUGGUGUACCCACUAGAACUUGAUUUGAAGCCAUUCCAUUGUGAUCCUGACAUCAAUAAGGAGCUGAAAUAUGAUCUUUAUGGCGUUGUUGAGCAUUCUGGUUCACCUAGCUAUGGCCAUUAUGUUUGUUCUGUUCGUUCUUCACCGAGCACUUGGCAUCUAAUGAAUGACUCCCAUGUUGAUUUGAUUAGUGAGGCAAGCGCGCUGAACCAGGAAGGGUAUAUUCUGUUUUAUAUUAGGCAGGGCAAAUUUCAGUGGUUUUCAAGUUUGCUGGAGCAAAAGGAUGACCUGCAUCCUGAAAAUACGAGUGGUGCAUCUCCCGUUUCAGUAUUGGAGAAUAUAGAUGUGGAUUGUCCAACAUCCUCUGGUGAAGCAACCAACAGUUCUGGUGAUAAAUUAGAGAAAGAUGAAACUAGUCAAUGCAAAACAUCUUUCCUUGAGGAGCCAGCUAAGGGAUGCCCGAUUGAUGGUAUCAACAAGGCUGACCUAAAAGAUGAAAUCGUGCCAUGCAUAUCAUCUCAUCACGAUUGUGUGGCUAAUAGGUGUCCUGGUAGUGCUGCUGACAUUACCAAUUUGGACAGACCCUCAACUCCUUCGCCAAAACGCAAGCGUUUCUUCUCUGAUGAUAAUGAGUUUAAUGUGUUUGAGUUUGAGGACUUCGGUGACGAAGAUGAGACCCCUCUGCUUGGAAACCUUAAAUUCACAUCAAAAGCUAAGAAGGCUAAGGUUGAAUCAGCAUCUAAAUCGACGAAGGGCCCUUGCAUAGAUAAGAACGUAACACGAUUAGUAAGGAGUAUGCCGUCCACUCGGAGAAAAGGCAUUGUGGACUGCUUGAGCCAACUCAAUGCAGAGCAGGAUUCUGGAAGCUGUCCUCGGAGUCACCCUCUUGGCAAAAAGAAGCUCGGCAUCCCGGUUCCAAUCAAAUGGUAGCAUGGUCCGAGUGCCGAAGCCUUUUUUUUUCCAGCUGUACAUGUUAGUUUAGCAUGCAUUUUGUUUUAUAUCCAGAACCAACAAAUUUUAUCUGCUUGUCAUAACCUGUAUGACCGGCUAGAUGGUGAUAGUGAGGUACAUUUUUGCUGCCUUCUGAUGUGGAAUGCCUCACCUAUAUGUAUGGAACAUGCACUCGGAGUCCCACUUCAUUUGUGAAAAACAGUGGCAAAGGGAAGAGACUAAAAACUGAGGAGUUUUGUGUGGGCCGGUGCCGUUCUUCUUCAAA